ACAUACCGUGAUUGUGGUUUUGUUUCUUGGCAGUUAUCUAUGUGAUAAUUUUGAAUUUACUAUUUUUUGUUCACUGUUGCCUGUUGAAGUUGGUUGAACGAUGUAUUUUAUAUUUUUCAUAACAAUAUAAUAUAUCGGAUAUGUAAUUUUCUAAUUAAGUGAACACCUUAAUAUAUAUAAAUGUCAGUACGUGCAUAGCAUUAUAUUUUGAAAAUCAAAAAAUGGCCCUAAAGAAAUCUUUUGUCAAAUUGUUCGAGAAGUCUGGCGAGGUCGGUCCACAACCAAAUUUGCUAAAAAUGCUUAAAGAAAAAUUUCUUGAAAUGAAUUGGAAGGAAUUUUCUAAAUUGUUCAUUGAUUCAACUAUGUCUGUUAUGAUUUCACAAACAACCAUAAAUUGUGUAACUAUCAAUAACAUGAUCAAGUUUGCUGCUAAUGGUGUAUCUAUGUUGUCUGAAUACUCUACCAAGGACGGUCGUAGUGGCUUGUAUUUGAUAUCCGAGAUUUUUCAAUUAUGCCGUAAGUAUGGAAAUGCUAAUGAUAAAGUUAUCAGAUGGAGAUUUUGUCUAUUUCUUAACCACUUAUUGAAUCACAUGUCAGAAGGAACAAUAUUAUCUAUGGAACUGUGUGAUGUUGCAACAAUGUUGUUGUUUGAACGCUUGCAAGACAAGAAACCAGAAGUUCGAGCACAAGCUGCAUAUGCUCUACAUUUGUUGCAAACAUCAGACGAUUCUAAAUGUCCAAUUGUUAAAAAAUUCAUGUUUCAUAUGACUUGCGAUUCUAGCAUUGAAGUUAGGAUAGCUAUUGUUAAAGGAAUUGCAAUGUUUAGCAAUGUUGUUGAAGAAAUGAUGAAGAAUACAAUUUUUGAUGUUAGUGAUAAUGUCAGAAAAGAAGCUUACAACCGUUUUUUAGGAUAUCCAUUUUCAAGGUUAUCAUCAAAGCAAAGACAAACAUUAUUGGAAAAUGGUUUUGAAGAUAAAAAUGAAUCUAUUAGAUCAUUAGUAAAAAAACGAUUUUUGGAAAAAUGGCUUGAUGAAUGUAAUAAUGAUUUUAUAGUGUUUUUGAACAAUUUGGGAGUUGAAAAUGAAGUUGUAUGUGAAAAAGCUUUGAAUAUAAUAUUUGAGACCUAUUAUGAUAGUCAAGUUCUGGAUUUAAUUAACAAAUAUUUAAAUUCAGAUACACGAAUGAUUACUUUUGAUAAAUUAACUGUUGAAAAAAUUUUUCUUUGGAAGUGUGUAGCAAAAUACUUAACUACUGAGAAAAAAAUUGAAUUAGCUCGUAACCAAGGACAUAUUGAUGAUUAUUACAUAGAUGUUUUAUUACCAGAUUUGGUAAAAUUUUCUGAUUAUAUACGUGAAUAUUAUUUUAAUUCUACAAAUAGUAAAGAAUUUAUACUGACACAGUUGUUGGAUAUGAGUAGUACAUUUGCUAUAGACGAUGUCGGGGCUGAAAGUCUAAAUAAACUUUGCUUAGAUUUAAUAUUAGAUGACCAGUUAUCUGUAAGACCAAUAAAAUCUAUAGCAGUAUUAUUCGGUUUGACUUUUAAAAGUGGUCAAGAUCUUUUAAAUUAUGUUAAAGAAAUCUUAAAUAAAAUUCAAACAAGAAUAAUGGAUGUAUACCCUUUAAUUGAUCAAGUGGGCCAAAAAGAAGUGUGUAUACAUGAAAUAGAAUCAAAAACUAUUAAAAUUCAAGAGUUAGAAUUUGAUAAACAUUCAAAUAAAGAUGAAUUAAAUAUGUUAUUAUUUAAAGUUAAGAAAAUAAAAAAACAGUAUAAAAAAAUUAAUGUGUUGCCAGAAGAAGAGAUAUUAGUAGAUAUGGCUGUGAAAAAUAUUCUUAAGGUUUGUGAACUGAUUUUUCAAGUUCAACAAUUACCAAAAGUUGGCACUGAACUUUCCCUAUUAACAGAUAUUAUUCAGAACAUUGUUGUUGAAUACUUAAAUUGUUCUAUGGUAAAAAUACGAAUGGAAGCAAUUCGUUCUCUUUCACCAUAUUUGUUGGUAAAUAAUGUUCAAGCAGCCAAAGAACAUAUAAUUACUUUAUGCGCUGAAAUAGCAAGUCCUUUGACUGAUAGACAUUUGAUAUUCAAAGUAAUGUUUGAAUUGUUCUUGCGUUAUGAUCUUGGAACAUUUGGUGUAAAUGAUGACUUGGAUACAGGUGAAGAACAUGGAGAAGACUUUAGCGUUGCUAGUGUUUUAAAAUUACUAGUUAACUGUAUUGAUUAUGAACUAGAUGAUAGUAGCUUUAAGUCAGUUGUUGUAAAAGGUUUUUGUGACUUAUUGAUAUUUAAAAAAGUCAAGUCUGUCAUUUUAUUGUCUAAACUUUUGAUAUUAUGGUUUAAACGUGUAACACGUGAUGCAUUCAUUACAUACAAUCAUUUGGCAAAAUUCUUUACAUCUUAUGUGUUUUAUAUUGAUUCAAGUAGUAUUGCAAUGGCCAUGUGCUAUGUUCCAAUGUUAAAAGAGAUUGAUGAUCACAAUUUAGCUGAAAAAUUGGAUAUUAAAAUGGAUGAAGUUAACACAACUUUAAUUAAUCUAGCUCGAGGACACAUGUACAGGAAUCAAAAAAAGGCUAUUAAUGCUCAUGGUGAACUGACAUGUUCCAUACUUGAUUAUUUAUUAGACGAAAAUCAGCCCUAUACAGCCAUGUUAGUAGAUACUUUAUAUAAGUUAGAAAUUGAUUUUGAUAAUAAUGAAUUAGUAAACAAAAUUGGUCUAAAAUUGACACGUGUUAUUAAAUAUUUAAAAAAUUUGGAUGAUAAAAACAGUUCAAAAUAUUUGAAAAAGAUUAAGAAUAAAUUUGAUCCAAUCUUAAGGAAAAAAGAAACUUGUACAAGAAAAAACAAUAAAAAAGAAGCUGAUGCCACUGAAAUGGAUAAAAAGCAGACUCAAGUACCAUUGACCAUCAACUCAGAUCUGGACUUAAAUGAAGCUCAUGAUGAUUUGUUUGCACAAGAAAAUAUAAUUAUGAUUCAAAGUAGUGAUGAUGAUGAUGAUGAUGAUGAUGACGACGAUGACAGUAUAGAUGGGUUUACAACUACAAAACUGGAUGCAAUGAAACGUAUGUCAGAAGUUUUCAAAAAAAGUUUUAAUGUAAAUUCAUAUGAGUCAACUUCAGAUAGUAAUUAAUUUAGUUUAUUAUUUUAUUUUUAAAUAAAUAUAGAACUGUUAGAUUUAGUUUUUGUACCAGUUAUAACACAAGACUUCCAUGUAUAAUUUAUAAUUAAGAAUUUUUUAAUAAUAUUUAUCUCAUAAUUUGAUUUUUAAAUAUUCAAUGAACA
This is a messenger RNA of Melanaphis sacchari, 3274 nucleotides long. RefSeq lists its product as uncharacterized. Gene Ontology annotation, cellular component: condensin complex; condensed chromosome; cytoplasm. The transcript is spliced from 2 exons. Lineage: Eukaryota; Metazoa; Arthropoda; Insecta; Hemiptera; Aphididae. Gene Ontology annotation, biological process: mitotic chromosome condensation. The coding region runs from base 222 to 3122 and encodes 966 amino acids. The record is from RefSeq and is a predicted model, not a curated record.